Gongylonema pulchrum is the source of this 300-nucleotide messenger RNA. The record is from the annotation of a GenBank genome assembly. Lineage: Eukaryota; Metazoa; Nematoda; Chromadorea; Rhabditida; Gongylonematidae.
AUGGAUCGAAAAAAUAUCCUGUUUGUCAUAUUCUUCGACGAUGCGCAGCAGCAGAUGUUCGACGACGCCGCUGAUAGGAUUAUUGCGGGAUACAAUCCCGGAAGUUAUGAUGCUUGGACGACUGGCCAACAAAUGCAAUUCGUUUUAAAAAAUUUUAAUUUCUUGAAAAAUAUGAUGUUUAUCGAUGUUUAUGAGGAUCUGUGUCGAAUAAUUUCGCAUUUUAAUUUUGAUUUUCAUUGCUUUAACGAAUUCCCAUUUCGUAACAGCACACCCCAGCACAGCACACAGAGCCUGCGCUGA